CUGGAUCCUCCUCAAGCAUGUUAGUGCACACUCAUUACUGAGUGUUUAGACAAGUUUGCUUUGAGUGUCAGUAUGGAGGCGGAAGAGUCUUGCUUAUAGGUAGACAAAUCAGUACUAAGUUAUGUACUUUGAGGUCUUCUAGUGUACUCGACUGCUUACUUUUACGUGUUGUAACGGCAAGAAUUCUGUCAUUUGAAUGGCACAUCGUAGACAUUCGGAAUCGAUUGUGAUUGGUAUACAUUUCUAAAACAAGUCAAGAUGAACAACUUGUCGUUUGACGAUCCGUCGCUGGAGAGCUUGGACCCAAGCAUCUCACUCAGCGAUCCCAGCGACAUUGACACAGCGCUGCUGAGCGACAUUGAUGACAUGCUGCAGUACCUGAACCAUGAUAUGGAGUUUCCGGGACUAUUUGAGCAACAGCAGUUUGGUGGCGUGCCUCUGCCCCCAGACCUUCCUCCCCCCUCCCAUGCCACCUCCUCUCCCUCAUCUCCAUCUUCCUCUUCCACCUCCUCGUCUCCCCGAAAGCCUGGCAGUACCCCUCACCUGGAUGCCCUGUUGGGCCCGCCCACUGUCCCCAGCUCCACUCCUCCUUCCAAGGCACUCCAGGCCCCUCCUGCCUUCCAGCAGCCGGCUCCCCUUCCCCCGGCCCUGUGUCCCCUGGCCCCGACUCCCCCAGCUAAGCCGGGCCCGGCGGUGCGUCCCGCCAAGACGCCGGCGAGCUCGGCAGCCCUGCAUCCCGUGAGCCAGCCGUCUCUGAUCCACCCUGCGGCGGGGAUGGCCCAGGUGAUCAGCACCAACACGCAGACGCUCUUCACCUCCGUCGCUCCGUCACUGCAGCAGCUGGCACCAGUGCAGACCGGCUACACCAAUCAGAAUACAUUCACAGCUGUCAGUCAAGGAAGCCCCGCCCAGCCCUCUCCCAGUUUGUCCACCUCACCUCAACACAUCCAGCCAGUGACCAUCCAGACUCAGGUGCAGGGAGUGCCGGCUCAGCCCCUCUUGGCCACUGCGUCGAGCCCCCCUACGCAGGCCAUAUCACCGCACGUCCAGCAGGUCCCUGUGCUCCUCCAACCCCAGUUCUUCAAGGCUGAUUCCCUUGUGCUGACUGCUCUGAAGCCAGAAGUGGGCAGUGUGGUGACGACUAUGGCAUCGCCCUGCAUCACCACCCUGGCCACCUCCACGUCUUCUGUCCAGAGCACUUCGCUUCAGGCCCUGAUGAACGGCGGCACCAUCCUGACCACGGUGCCCGUCAUGGUGGAUGCUGAGAAGCUGCCAAUCAACCGCCUCGCCGUGGGCUGCAAGGCCACGGGCCUGCCCCCCAAGGGCGAGAAGAGGACCGCCCAUAAUGCCAUCGAGAAGCGCUACAGGUCCUCCAUCAACGACAAGAUCAUCGAGCUCAAGGACCUGGUGGCUGGAACGGAAGCCAAACUGAACAAGUCAGCCGUGCUUAGGAAGGCCAUCGACUACAUCCGCUUCCUCCAGCAGUCCAACCAGAAGCUGAAGCAGGAGAACAUGGCCCUGAAGAUGGCCUCCCAGAAGAACAUGUCCCUCAAAGGCCUGGUGGCCAUGGAGGUGGACGACCCGCCGUGCAGCGUGAAGAGCGAGAUGCCCACACCCCCGCCCUCAGACGUGGGCUCGCCUAGGGACAGCAGCCCCUUCUCCCACUGCAGCAGUGACUCGGAGCCCGACAGCCCCAUGGGGGAUGAGACCAAGGUGCCGGUGAAGCCGGACGCCGCCCCCCCGGCCGGCGGAGGCAUGCUUGACCGCUCUCGGAUGGCCCUUUGCACCUUCACCUUCCUCUUCCUGUCCCUGAACCCGUUGGCUUCCCUGUUCUAUGGGGGGGUGGCCACCAGGGGCACCCCAGGAUCUGCUGAGCAUGCUGGGAGCGGUCGGGUCAUUCUGGGCCAUCUCGAAGUGGAGACGGCCAGCUGGCUCGACUGGAUGCUGCCCACCCUGUCCGUCUGGCUCCUGAACGUGGUUCUGCUGGCACUCGUCCUGAUCCGACUGCUGGUGUAUGGCGAACCAGUGACCAGGCCCCACUCAAGCUCUUCUGUGCUUUUCUGGAGGCACCGCAAGCAGGCCGACCUGGACCUGGCCCGGGGUGACUUUGCCCAGGCCUCCCAGAACCUGUGGACCUGCCUGAAGGCUCUGGGCCGGCCCCUACCCACCUCCCAGCUGGACCUGGCCUGUGCAGCCUUGUGGGCGGCACUGCGCCUCUUCUUGCAGCGCCUGUGGGUGGGCCGCUGGCUGGUGGGUAGGGCUGGUUGCCUGCGUUCGGAUCGCCCCCUUCAGGAGGAUGCCCGCAAGAGCAGCCGCGACGGCGCCCUGGUCUACCACCGGCUACAUCAGCUGCACAUGACUGGCAAGCUGGGCGGCAGCCACCUGUCGGCGAUCCACAUGGCUCUGAGCGCGGUGAAUCUGGCGGAGUGCGCUGGCGACUGCUUGCCCGUGGCCACGCUGGCCGAGGUGUAUGUGUCGGCCGCACUGCGUAUCAAGGCCGGCCUGCCGAGGGCACUGCACUUCACUGCGAGGCUGUUCCUGAGCAGUGCCCGGCAGGCCUGCCUCUCCCCCAGUGGCAGCGUCCCCCCCGCCAUGCAGUGGCUCUGCCACCCUCUGGGCCACCGUUUCUUCGUGGACGGCGAUUGGACCGUGCGCAGCACCCCCAAGGAGAGCAUCUACAGCCAGGCCGGCAACACGGUCGACCCGUUGGCCCAAGUGACCCAGGCAUUCCGGGAGCACCUGCUGGAGAAGGCGCUGUACUGCGUGGCUCAGCCGCAGGGGGAGUCGACGGCCAGUAGCAGUGAGGGAGACUAUGCUGACGCCCUAGAGUACCUCCAGCUACUGACCAGCUCCUCAGACGCCGCCGGGGCCACGACGCAGUCCUUCGCUGUGGGGUCCAACAUGGCCACCGUCACCGGCUGUGACCCGCACUCCAAAUGGUGGUCCCAAGUUGUGGUGGUCAUGAUAAACUGGCUGCAGGGUGACGACGGCGCCGCCGAGAGGCUGUACCCGGCGGUGGAGCACCUGCCCAAGAGUCUGCAGGCUGCGGAGAGCCCCUUGCCCAGAGCUGCUCUCAGUGUGUUCCGAGCAGUGCGCGCCCUGCUGGCCAAACCAGAGAACUAUCAGCUGAGCCUCAGCCACGGUGAGAGGGCCAGUUGCCUGCUCAGGGACAGCCUGCACUUGGGCCCCCACUGUCACAGCAACAACAUCGAGAAGGCUCUGCAGCUGCUCCUGUGUGACCUCCUCCUGGUGACCCGCACCAACGUGUGGCGCCAGCAGCAGUGUGCAGUGGCCAGUGCCCAGCAGCAGGGGGCGGUGCAGGCCUCGGCGUUGGAGCUGCACGGCUUCCAGCAGGACCUGAGCUCACUGAGGAAGCUGGCGCAGAGCUUCCGGCCGGCCAUGCGCAGGCUGUUCCUGCACGAGGCCACUGCGCGCCUGAUGGCGGGGGCCAGCCCCACGCGCACCCACCAGCUCCUAGACCGCAGCCUGAGGAGACGGGUCACCCCGGGGGCCAGGACAGCAGAGGAGAGUGAGACCCGCCCGGGGCGGCGGGAACAGGCGGAGGCGGUGAUGCUGGCCUGCCGCUACCUGCCCCCGUCCUUCCUGUCGGCGCCGGGGCAGCGCGUGGGCAUGCUGGCGGACGCCGCCCGCACCCUGGAGAAGCUGGGCGACAAGCGCACCCUCCACGACUGCCAGCAGAUGAUCAUCAGGCUAGGCAGCGGCACCACUGUGACAUCCACCUAGAACCUCGCAUGGACGGACACACACACACACACACACACACACACACACCUGCGUUCCGAUACGGUCUCUCCCUCGCACACCUUUCUUUCUAUAUGCAAAUGAGCUUCAGGAACAAAUCCCCCCUCACCCACACAACCCCACCCCCAUCAAACUGGAGGAGUGAUGCUUUGAAAUUCCUUUGUCCAUGACACGGAUCACUUGAUCCUAUCAAGUGAGUCCAAACAAACAGUCCAGUGAUCAUUUGUCUAUGUUGCAAGUCACCCUCCCCCCAAGUCGACGUGAAAUGGAGCUUCCCGAUCGCAGCGUGCCCGUCUUACCCGAGGCUCCUGGUUCCGUACAACAACAGCGGGUGCUCAGAGUGUUCUGGGCCGGCUGAGCGUCUCGGGGUCGCAGGUACCUUUGCAGAUCACAACACGGCUUGAGUGCUGGGGGGGCGAGGGGCAGCGAGAACCGCCAUGCCGCCGCUGUGGGUGGCUGCGGAAGAGGCCGUUUGACUAACUGAGCUGAAUACUGAUCACUUUCAUUCCAUGGCAUUUCACUGUUUUUUUAUUUUUAUUUCUAGCAAGUUGCAGUAGAGUCGCGUUAAACUUUGUUCACUGAUAUAUAUCAUACAUGGAUGUGGGCUUGCUGUUUUCUAGCCUUCCUUUAAACCAUGUAGUUACAUUUAGCUGGCUACAGCGUGAUAUAAAUGCAUCGUGUUUUCCUCCGUUCUGCAAAUCUUCCGGAAAGCGCCAAACUGAAACCGCUGCCCUGAAGUUAGCGACCUGCGUUAAUACAGUUGCUACGUGGAAACAAUUCAGAUUAAAACAAUCAGCACAUACACUCGCUCGCUAAAGCUCACACGUAUUGGGGAGACGCAGGAGCUGUUUGAAAUUUGUGCCAUUUCGGUUUAAUGCCUGCUAUAUCGGCUAGGGAGCUACUUCAUAAAGUCGCGAUUGGCUAUAGCUUUGACUUGUCGACGUAUUAGGCUCAGGCGACAUGGUUUUCCAUUAGCAUAAAGUUUACAGAUACAAACCUCUUGCUACCCUAGUGAACGAUAUUGCUGUCAUCGUUAAUACACAGUUUUGGUCUCUGUGUGGCAUGAUGGAAUCACCAGCUGUGGAUUUGCAGAAACAGUAUUCCCAGCAUGCAGUGGGGGUAACGUGGUCAUCAGCCUUUUUUUCCUACGGGAAAGUAUUGAGCUUUAUUGCUGAAUUAAUCAGGUCACGUAUGUUUUUCGUCUGUACGUGGAAUAAACAUACAUAUUACUGCAUGUGUUGUGGGAAGCUUAGUGGGGUGUAUUUGUCCCUCGCGCUACUUUUCAGAUUCAAAAUUGAUUACAGGCGCAGGCCCCCCCAGACGGUCAUUAGAAUGCACUAACAGGGAUGUCCUCAGCUCUGUCCUGUGACUGUCACACGUCAUACAUGGUAACCACCUCAGAGGUCAGAGGUCACGUUUUAUGAAUAGCUAAAAAUAGCUAGAAAUAAUAACGUUAUUAAAAAUAAUAAUAAUAACAAGCUUUUCUUAAGCUUGUUUUCUGCUGCAGGUGUGAUAAUUUAUUUUUAUUUAUAGUCCCUCGAAAUUAAUUUAUUUUUCUUUGAACGUGCACUGCAGUAACAAAGCCCACAUUAAGUGUCUUACAGAGAAUGGUGUUUAGACUGGCAGCAUCCCUUUUUCCUAAAUUCUAAUAGCGUUCCAUCGUCACUUUUACUUCAGGAUUGUUGUCUUGCGCUCUGUCUGAUUUGGUUGUGCUGCUGUUAACUGGGUGACAGUGUUCUAUGUUGUUCUGUAUAGAUCUAACCUGCACUACUCAGACUGGGCUUAAUAUUUUCAAAUGAGAAAGGCUUUAUUACGGUAUUUUUUUCUGACACUUUGAUAUGCUUUCAUUGUAAAUAUUUAAAUAGUAUAUUUAUCGAUUGUGUAAAGAUUGCGUGAUCAGCAUUUUUCAUUUAUAUUGAUUUAUACUGUUAUUCCUCUCCCCCCCCCCAAACCCCCAUUCCAGCCCCUUGCAUUGGAGGGGUUUCCUCUUAAGAAGUGUGUGGUAGGUGAGACUGAGCAUGUGCAGAGAGCUCCAGUCAGAAAGUGGCAUCUGUCUAGAGAAGCAGAAAGCCCCCAACCUCAGCAUAUACGUGACAGUAUUCCCAUUGAACUCCCAUUGUACAGUUUCCUGGUGCGGCACUCAGGUGAUGCCAAAAUUACCUUAAAACAGCAUUUUUUCCAGCACUUAGUCGCACGCGGUGUCCUCGCAUUGUUACGGUGAUGACAUCGGUAGUGCUUGGGGCUCAGCAGCGGCCUUACAAGAAUGUUACACAUGCAUCAUAGGCAAGAGGGCUGUGAGCUUUACCGUAAAGACAUUCUGACACACUCGGAAAGAGAACGACCGUGUCGUCUUCAGAGUUUUCCAUGCGUGAGGACUGUGUCGGAAAUCAGGUGUUUAAUCUGGAGCAUAUUGCCUGUGGAUAGUUACGCAAAUGAUUGCCUAAUUACAUUGUAAAAUUCUAAGCAAAUAAAGCAAUGAACUGGCAUACGUUGAAUGCUGGGAAUGGGUGACUGAUGAAGGGGUAUUAACAGAUGAGGUCGUCUUAUGUCGAUGCUCAACUUGUACUGCUGGCUGCAGGCGCAGUUUUUGCAGGGUCAUUGAAAUCCCUGAUCUGCUCAUAGCCUUUCUGCCUGUUAGGUAUUUGAUCUGAUUUCAAGACAAAAUUUUACGAACAGCUGUGCAUUUGGCCCAGCUUGAAAAACCAGUCUGUAGUGAGUGUGAACAUAUCAAAGAGGUAGAAUUCUUUUUUUUUAACUAAGAUGUUCUGUCAGACUGUAUGCUCAUUGAUUUCACUUUAAGAAUGUAAAUAAAAUUAAAAUUUUGUAACCUG
This is a messenger RNA of Paramormyrops kingsleyae, 6593 nucleotides long. RefSeq names its product sterol regulatory element binding transcription factor 1 (gene srebf1). Gene Ontology annotation, cellular component: nucleus. Gene Ontology annotation, biological process: regulation of transcription by RNA polymerase II. The record is from RefSeq and is a predicted model, not a curated record. NCBI's taxonomy places the organism in Eukaryota, Metazoa, Chordata, Actinopteri, Osteoglossiformes, Mormyridae. Gene Ontology annotation, molecular function: protein dimerization activity; DNA-binding transcription factor activity, RNA polymerase II-specific; RNA polymerase II cis-regulatory region sequence-specific DNA binding.